AGAAAAAGCAACUGAAGAGAGAAGCAAUGAGAAGAAACUGAAGAUGAAUGCUGCGAUGAAUGCCGCUAUGAAGACAAGAUGAUGUUGGAGGACAAUGAAAUUGACUAAGAGUGGAACAAUGGAUAGUAAUAAAAUUUGAGGUCACCGCUGAUUGGCAAAAGACAAUUGUAUGUCAAUCAAAUUUAUCAUAUGAUCAACUGGGAUAAAGACGACGCAGUAAAUUCUCAUGGUUUUCAUGUGACAAUCAAUAAGUAAUUGAUAAAAUUCUUACAAUUUGGAAAAUUUCCGAUAAAAACAGGAAGAAAUGGCAUUGAGAUUAUCUGGAUUUGGAAGAUUCCCGUCGCGAAUCAGCAAAGUUAAAUGUUUGAGGCUUCUGAGCUCCCAGCAGCUGCCUCCAAAUGAACCUUUCACAAACUUUGAAGACCCAAUUGUCAGAGAAAGAUUGAACGAGGCAUUAGCAAGAGUAAAUGGCCAGGUAGAGGACAUUCCAAUUGUUAUUGGAGGUCAGGAAUUCAGAACAAAUGAUGUCAAAUACCAAGUAUCACCAUAUGAUCAUCAAAAGAAAGUGGCAAAAUACCACUAUGCAGACAAGGCAUUAAUAGAAAAAGCUAUUGAAAAUUCACUGAGUAACAGAGAGAGAUGGGAAAAGAUGCCUUUUAGUCAAAGAGGACCUAUUUUCAUGAGGGCAGCAGAAUUGAUGGCAACAAAGUAUAGAUAUGAUAUGCUUGCAACAACAAUGGUAGGACAGGCAAAGACUCCCAUCCAGGCAGAUAUUGAUGCAGUAGCUGAAAGCAUUGAUUUCUUAAAGUUCAAUCACCAUUAUGCAAGGGAUAUUUAUGAAGGACCUGCUUUGCAUCAACCAAAAACAGUUAUGAAUCAUGUUGAAUACAGAGGUUUGGAGGGCUUUAUUGCUGCAAUCAGUCCGUUCAACUUCACAGCCAUUGGUGUAAACCUUGCUGGUUCUCCUGCAAUGGGCGGCAAUGUCGUUCUGUGGAAGCCAUCUGAUACUGCUAUGCUAUCUGGCUGGUUGGUGUACAAAAUUCUACGAGAAAGUGGCUUGCCUGAUGGCAUCAUCCAAUUCGUACCAUGUGAUGGUCCUCUAUUUGGUGACGUCAUAACAAACUCUCCCGAUCUUGCUGGAAUUAGUUUCACUGGAAGUUCAAAGACGUUCAAAAAUAUUUGGAAAUCCGUCGGUAACGGAAUUGAAAAUUACAAGACCUUCCCUCGUCUCGUUGGAGAGUGUGGUGGCAAGAAUCUUCAUUUUAUCCACGAGAGUGCUGAUGUUGAUACUGUUGUAAAUGGCACAAUUUUAUCAUCUUUUGAGUUCGGAGGGCAAAAAUGUUCUGCUUGUUCGAGGCUUUAUGUCCCAGACACACUGUGGCCUCAGAUAAAAGAAAAGCUGGUUAACAUAAUGGGCCAGUUGAAACUUGGAAAUCCAGAGGAAUAUUCUACCUACCUAUCUGCUGUGAUUGAUGAGCGGUCGUUCGAUAAAAUUUCCUCGUACAUUGACUACGCCAGGAAUUCACCACAGGAAGAGAUAGUUGCAGGAGGCAAAUGCGAUAAAAGUGUUGGGUAUUUCGUCGAGCCAACAUUAAUAGAGACGAAGGACCCAAACAGCAAACUUCUGAACGAGGAAAUAUUCGGACCAGUAUUAACCGCUUUUGUGUAUCCAGCAAGUGAAUACAAAGAAUAUAUGAAGCUGGCAAGUACUACGUCACCUUAUGGCCUCACAGGAUCAAUAUUUGCAAAGAAUAGGAAUGUCAUUGAGGAUGCUUGUGAAAUUUUCAAGCAAAGUGCUGGCAACUUUUACAUAAAUGACAAGUCAACGGGAUCCGUAGUGGGACAGCAGCCUUUCGGAGGAGCCCGCGCAUCAGGAACAAAUGACAAGGCUGGCAUGAACACUUAUAUGCUCAAAUGGUUAUCUCCACGAUCAAUAAAAGAAAGCCUGGUGCAUAUCAAUAACUGGAGAUACCCCUGUAUGGACUCUUGAAUGAUGGAAAGUUACGUUAAUAUUAGAGCUUAUGGUUUUAUCUGAGUCGAGUAUGUGUUUUAUUGUGUCUAGCUGAAAUAGAAUUUAAUUUUAAUCUGGAAUCUAUUUCGGCUACUCAGUGAGCAAAGAUAGAUUUAUUUGCAUUUAACUUCAAGCUUGAAAAAGCUGUUAUUUUCUAUUUAACCUAAUCGAUGUAUUACCAUAGUCAAUAAAAAAGCUUUCAUUGCAUAAUAACCCAAAUCGUUUAUAAUAUCCCCAAUCUUACAUAAUUUCGUAGCCUCGCUCCCAACCCUAAAUCGCUAACUACUGGUCUCGCAUAGUUCUCUACCGCAAGCCAUAAUAUAGCUUAUAAUCUAGUAUGUGUACUAUACUCUACCGAAUUUAAGUAUAUCUUAUCGCUUCUAAUCCAUAUCAAUAUAAAUGAUACAAUUAAAAUGUGAGUAGCCAUUCCCAGCGUAUUUUCCUAUCAGAUCAUAGGUGCCUGUGAGAGCAUUAUAUUUAACAGUUUUAACUUUUGCUUGUAGUUUUUAACCUACUCCUGACACCGUUUUUGUCGUAGAUGUGUUUUGCAAUUUCUGAAAAUAGAAAUUGCUACAAACGCAAACUGCAAACUGUAAAAUUUCGUCGUUUGAAUCGCUAAAGUAAGAUAUAACUUCGGUAAUGCUCGUUGACAUUCGUGAAAUUGAAGCAACGCAAAAAUUUCGGUCUAAAUCAGCAGUUGUCUAAUUCAAACACGUAUACGAUGACUUAAGAUGGAGCUUUGAAAGUAGAAUUUUAUGUUAGUUGUUAAUCAGAGCAGUAUUUAGAGGCUUUAUUUAGAAGCAAAUUAACUUUGCAAUACGUAACUGGUAUAUUAAAGAAACUUUCCUCGCAUUAACAAAGUAGAGUAGGAAUGAAAACUGCUUGUUAUUGA
Molecule: messenger RNA, 2903 nt
Organism: Rhopilema esculentum
Lineage: Eukaryota; Metazoa; Cnidaria; Scyphozoa; Rhizostomeae; Rhizostomatidae
Product: delta-1-pyrroline-5-carboxylate dehydrogenase, mitochondrial
Cellular component (GO): mitochondrial matrix
Molecular function (GO): L-glutamate gamma-semialdehyde dehydrogenase (NAD+) activity
Source: RefSeq, a predicted model, not a curated record